AUGGGGAAAAUUCAUCAGUGUCACACAACUUUAGCGUGUGUUAUGGGAUCAAUCCUCACCGCGUCUCUAUCAGUAUGGCCUUCAUAUACAAUAGCUGAAUUUACCUCAAACAGUACCACAGUUAUCCAAUCGCCGAUGUCUUCUUUUGAAACGUCCUUAGUAGGAAGUUUGCCAUCGCUUGGUGGUAUGCUAGGCACUAUGUGUGCUGGGAUGAUCAUCGAUGGCUUUGGAAGAAAAAAUGGUGGACUUUUUAUAGCUUUGAUCUAUCUGCUGUCUUGGGUUAUGAUGGACCUGACGUCAUCGACUAUGAUAAUAUUAAUAGCUCGCUUUCUCUCUGGAAUCUCAAUGGGUGCUUCAUCGGUUCAUGCGCCGAUACCCAUAUCAGAAGUUGCUGAUGAAUCAAUUCGCGGAAUGCUGAGUUCAGCCCCCAUGGCUUCAUAUUGUAUUGGAGCGAUGUUGUCUUAUUUCAUUUGGGAUGGACCUUAA
Leptosia nina is the source of this 486-nucleotide messenger RNA. The record is from the annotation of a GenBank genome assembly. NCBI's taxonomy places the organism in Eukaryota, Metazoa, Arthropoda, Insecta, Lepidoptera, Pieridae.